AUGGCUGUGGUGUUCUGGGUACUGGUUUUAGCUAGCCUCAGCCAUCCGCUAGCCACAAUCAAUGCCCAAGCACCAGAAGGUAACCCUUCCAAUUGGCAACCUGGAACCUCAAACACACCUUCUACAUGGCAAACUACAACCCCAAAUACACCUUCUACGUGGCCAACUACAACCCCAAGCACACCUUCUACAUGGCCAACCACAACCCCAAAUACCCCUUCUACAUGGCAAACUACAACCCCAAAUACCCCUUCUACAUGGCCAACUACAACCCCUAAUACACCUUCUACAUGGCCAACUACAACCCCAAACACCCCUUCUACAUGGCAAACUACAACUCCAAAUACACCUUCUACAUGGCCAACUACAACCCCAAAUACACCUUCUACAUGGCCAACUACAACCCCAAAUACACCUUCUACAUGGCCAACUACAACCCCUAAUACAUGGCCUACUACAACCCCAAAUACACCUUCUACAUGGCCAACUACAACCCCAAACACACCUUCUACAUGGCAAACCACAACCCCAAAUACCCCUUCUACAUGGCAAACCACAAACCCAAAUACCCCUUCUACCUGGCAAACGACAACCCCAAGCACACCUUCUACAUGGCAAACUACAACCCCAAAUACACCUUCUACAUGGCCAACUACAACCCCAAAUACACCUUCUACGUGGCCAACUACAACCCCAAAUACACCUUCUACAUGGCAAACUACAACCCCUAAUACACCUUCUACGUGGCCAACUACCACCCCAAAUACACCUUCUACAUGGCCAACUACAACCUCAAAUGCACCCUCUGCAUUGCCUUCUACAACACCAAGUGCACCUUCAACGUUGCCUACAACAACACCGAAUGCACCUUCUACAUUGCCAGCAACAAACCCAAAUGCACCUUCAGCAAUUCCAACCACAACUCCAAAUGCACCGUCUACAUUGCCAACAACAACUCCAACUGCACCAUCAGUAGCCAAACAACCACCUGCUGUGGCUGCAACUCCUACCACUUCACAGAAACCACCAGCAGCAACUUCUCCAACUGCAACUAUCAAGCCAACACCAGCAACCACAUCUGCGCCCUCCAAAUUGCCAACUGCCGCUUCCCCCACUUCUGUCACGAAACCACCCAUUGUCAUUGCAACCCCUCUUCCCUCAAUAAAACCACCAGUCGCAACUUCUCCCACUUCUAGUAAAUCACCAGUUCCCAAAGUUGCAUCUCCUACAUCAUCCGCACCUGCGAAAUCCCCAAUUCCUAAGGUUUCAUCUCCAACAUCAUCCGCACCGGUGAAAUCACCAGUUCCCAAGGUCUCAUCUCCAACAUCAUCUGCACCUGUGAAAUCACCGGUUCCUAAGGUUUCAUCUCCAACAUCAUCUCCUGGGAAAUCUCCAGUCCCCAAGGCUAUAUCCCCAGCAUCAUCUGCUCCUGUGAAAUUACCAGUUCCAAAACCUACAUCUCCAUUAUCUGCUCCUGUGAAAUCACCAAUUCCAAAAGACACUUCUCCAACAUCUGCUCCUGCUAAAUUACCUGAUCCCAAGCCUUUACCACCAUCAUCUGCUCCAGUUAAAUUACCAGUCCCCAAGGAUUUACCACCAACCGCCACUCCCGUGAAACCACCCGCUCCCAAAACAGCACCUCCAAAAAUAGCACCUGUAAAACCACCUGUUCCCAAGAUUACACCAGCAUUAAGUCCAAAAUCCCCAUCUCCUAAACUCCCACCACCACAACCACCCAAAGAAGCACCUAUUUCACCUCCACCACUGCCAUUACCACCAGCUGACUCACCACUAUUACCUACUCCAACAGCAUCCCCCACACCAGCCGAAGCACCAACAGCGCCAGCACCAGCCAAAAAAGCACCAGCACCGGCACCUGCACACAAAAGGAAAGCACCAAAACCAUCACCUGUUCCUUCACCACUAAGUAGCACCCCAACACCUGCACCAACGCCUUCGAUUGAAACACCAACCCCAGCACCAGCACCCGAAGAAGACACGCCAGAACCUCCUCCCCACAAGCACAAAAGAAGAAGACACAAACACAAGCACAGGAGACAUCACUCGCAAUCUCUGGCUCCAGCACCAGCCAUUAUUCGGAGGAGUCCCCCAGCACCACUAGUUGAAGAUAUUACCACAACCGACUCAGAAGAGACGCCUGCUCCAGCACCAAGUCCCAAUGCGAAUGGUGCGCAAGCAUACUAUAAGCAAGGGAAUACGUGGCAGAGUGUUGGAGUCGCCAUUGCCAUUUUGUUAUUAUCUGUCAUCACAUGACACUUUUAAAGUCCUAUGAAGAACAUGAUUCACUCUAAGCGGUGGUGUGGUUUGCAGAACAUAUAUUAUUUUUUACUUUUUUUUCUGUGUUGUGAUCUUUGCCGAAUAAUAUUAAUGGUACGAGUUUUUGAAUUGUUAAAACCAGGCACUGCUAAGCAGAAUGCAGAAGUGUUAUAUAUUUCCCAUUUAAUUUGAUGAAUUUCU
This is a messenger RNA of Vigna umbellata (rice bean), 2478 nucleotides long. NCBI's taxonomy places the organism in Eukaryota, Viridiplantae, Streptophyta, Magnoliopsida, Fabales, Fabaceae. The record is from RefSeq and is a predicted model, not a curated record.